GAAGGAGGGACCACAGAAAAGAAUAAAUAAUGGUCACAAAGCAGGCAUGUGUCAAGAUCUGAUGAGUCAGAAGACCAGAGAUUAAAAGGCUAGUCCUGAUCUGAGGGCUGAGGAGACCAGCAUCCAGACCCUCUCAUCUGAUUUUUAACAGCCCUGCUCAGGGUCACUCUACAUCAUACCUGCUUCCACUGUGAUCUGUUUGCUGUCUUGACCAUGCCUGGAUGGAACUGCCUGGUGACAGGAGCAGGAGGGUUUGUGGGCCAGAGGAUCAUCAGUAUGUUGGUGCAAGAGAAAGAACUGCAGGAGGUCAGGGCUCUGGACAAAGUCUUCAGACCAGAAACCAAGGAGGAAUUCUCUAAGCUACAGACAAAGGUCAAGGUCACACUGCUGGAAGGAGACAUUCUUGAUGCCCAGUACCUGAGGAGAGCCUGCCAGGGCAUCUCUGUUGUCAUUCACACUGCUGCUGUCAUUGAUGUCUCAGGUGUUGUGCCCAAGCAGACCAUCAUAGAUGUCAAUCUGAAAGGUACCCAGAACUUAUUGGAGGCCUGUGUCCAAGCCAGUGUGCCAGCCUUCAUCUUCUGCAGCUCAGUUGAUGUUGCAGGGCCCAACUCCUACAAAAAGAUUGUCCUGAAUGGCCAUGAGGAAGAGCAUCAUGAAAGCACAUGGCCUGAUCCAUACCCAUACAGCAAAAAGAUGGCCGAGAAGGCAGUACUGGCAGCCAAUGGGAGCAUCCUGAAAAAUGGUGGCACUUUGCAUACUUGUGCCUUAAGACCCAUGUACAUUUAUGGGGAGAGAAGUCCAAUCAUAUCAAACAUAAUAAUUACAGCUCUCAAAAAUAAGGGUAUUCUGAGUGUUACUGGCAAAUUCUCCAUAGCCAACCCAGUGUAUGUGGGCAAUGUGGCCUGGGCACACAUUCUGGCAGCCAGGGGCUUUCGAGACCCCAAGAAGUCACCAAGCAUCCAAGGACAGUUCUACUAUGUCUCAGAUGACACCCCUCACCAAAGCUAUGAUGAUUUAAAUUGCACCCUGAGCAAAGAGUGGGGCUUCCACCUUGAUUCCAGUUGGAGCCUUCCUCUGCCCCUGCUCUACUGGCUUGCCUUCCUGCUGGAAACUGUGAGCUUCCUGCUGAGUCCAAUCUACAGGUAUCGACCUCUCUUUAACCGCCACUUGGUCACACUAGCAAAUAGUACGUUCACUUUCUCCUACAAGAAAGCUCAGCGAGAUCUGGGCUAUGAGCCACUUGUCAGCUGGGAGGAAGCCAAGCAGAAAACCUCGGAGUGGAUCGGGACACUAGUGAAGCAGCACAGGGAGACACUGGACACAAAGUCUCAGUGAUGGGAAUAGGGUGUGGACAAGGCUUACCAGGUCCUCCAGCUAGGAAAAAGGCACAAGCCAGGUUCUGCUGCCUUCUUUUGGUGCAGUGAAAAACUUGGUGUGUUUCUCAAGCCACCAGAAGCCUUGCCAGUCACUAACCCAACCAAAAGCUUUCAUCCCUAUGCUGCUGUCCAGAGACACACAGGUAGCUGAACCUCAGUUGCUGUGACCAAAGGCUUCAGCAAUUACAAUGUCCUGUCACUUAGAUCUUAGUAUUGGUUUUCUUUUCCCCUUCAAGUCUUAAAGCACAUCCUUCCUUUGGUAAAAUCCUAUUGAUUUAUGAAUCAAGACAAAAACAGCAAUAAAUAUUGCAAUGCCUUACCUGGACUCAGCAU
Molecule: messenger RNA, 1709 nt
Organism: Mastomys coucha (southern multimammate mouse)
Lineage: Eukaryota; Metazoa; Chordata; Mammalia; Rodentia; Muridae
Product: 3 beta-hydroxysteroid dehydrogenase/Delta 5-->4-isomerase type 1
Exons: 4
Coding region: 214-1335 (373 amino acids)
Biological process (GO): steroid biosynthetic process
Molecular function (GO): 3-beta-hydroxy-Delta5-steroid dehydrogenase (NAD+) activity
Source: RefSeq, a predicted model, not a curated record